Cuscuta epithymum is the source of this 823-nucleotide messenger RNA. The record is from the annotation of a GenBank genome assembly. Lineage: Eukaryota; Viridiplantae; Streptophyta; Magnoliopsida; Solanales; Convolvulaceae.
CUUGGACAUUAGCCUAAAAAGUCCCGUGGUUUUCUCCCUUUCGGGUUUCCACGUAAAAACUGAGUUGUUCAUACACAUUUAUACAUAUAUUUACUAUAUCGUGUUGGAUUAAACUCAACACUGGCGCCGUCUGUGGGAAUCUGUCCAAAAAGAUUCACGUUGUUCUUCGUUUCUAAGAAAAAUUCAUACGAAAAUGCAUUGAUUACAAAAAAAAAAACAUCCUGGAAAAAUGAUUAUGAGAAGUUCUGGAUCUGGGGAGAAGAAAAAAUUCGAUGUUGGAGGUUCUGGAUUUCAGCAAAGAAAAAGGAGGAUCCUGGAGGAUCUGGCACUCUGGAUCUUGCUCUGGUUUGCUGCCGCCGGAGCAUCGCCGCCGCCGGAGCAUUACCACACCGUCAUUGUCAUCACCGAUCAACCGCAGGUCACUCCCCCACCUGGUCAUUUGCGGCUCGAGCUUCCAUCGGCCAUCCCGUUCUGCCGACGCGACCUGAGGACCCAUGGGUUGGGAGUUUCACUGAUUCCGCCAUUAAUGAAGGUUUGGAGGUCGGGGAAGGUGCUUUCGAAGCUUAAGUAGCAGGUCUCCCACCGAAACCUGGCCGGGCGUCCAUCCUUGCUCCGCGGCGAAGUCUGUGCCUCUGCCGGAUGGCCUUGGGUUGGUGAGCCGGUGUUCCAGCUGGCUUCUCGGAUGAUACAGGGUACUGAUAUUGCUUGGAGGCUUUGGUCCUCAGGAGGCCACGUGAAAGGAAGUGGAUGGUGGCUGAGAGAUAAGGCUUUGGAGCAUCUCGAACAAGUCAAAGUUGCUACAGGGUUUAAAUUAAUGGCUGGC